Molecule: messenger RNA, 1838 nt
Organism: Jatropha curcas
Lineage: Eukaryota; Viridiplantae; Streptophyta; Magnoliopsida; Malpighiales; Euphorbiaceae
Source: RefSeq, a predicted model, not a curated record
UUAUACUUCCUGUUAGAUUAUACAAAUUUGGCAUUGUUUGGUAUCUAAACUUUUGACUUGGGCUUUCCGCGAUCCCAACUUAUGAAGAAGAGAAUGGUCUAAAAUUUAGAAUCGAAGUGGAAAUUGGCAUAUGGAAACAUGCAUGCUAUCCAAAAAUUGUGAAGGGGAAAAUUUUCCUGUCUUGAGAAACUAGAUUUGAACACCAAACAAUAAUAUAAACGCUAGUUUUAGCACCAUUUGAAAAUGAAAUCCUCAUCUAACAAAUAAAAAAGAAAUCGUCAAUUCGAAGCAAUUUUUUUGUGGAAAAAAAAAAAAGAAAAUAAGGCAGCAAGAUUCUUUCUUACACUAAAAAGAAGUCAUUGUAGUAGAAACAGAAAGGAAAGACAUAUUAACCUCAGCUUCGGUGCUCGGUGCAGAAGAAUUAGAAAUCAGUUCGAGUUUCGGUUACCUGGUAUAAAAGACCGGGCUUUUAGAUAGUACCAACUGAGCCGGUACCAUAUCUCCAGCUAACUAUAAAAACCCUUCUUCAAUUCUUAUUCUUCUUGGUUCGUGUCUGAUCUGAUAUAAAGAUUAGUCAGCGUUCCAUGAUUAGAAAUUCUCAGAUACUCCCUAAACCCCUCUUUCCUAAAUUCUUGAUAAAUUGAAUCCUGAAAUCAAGAACUUGUUUUGAUACAUCAAUGGCCAUUUCUUCGUCUUCUUCUUCUUGGUCCGAUAUGCCCAACGGGCUUCUCGAGCAAAUAUUGAGCCGUCUAAAUAAUCCAUUAGAUGUUUUUCGGUGUUGCAAUGUCUGUAGUUGUUGGAGAUCAGUAGCUACCCGAUUUUAUUGGGAUCAAAUUCAUUUUCCAUUGCUUCUGAUACUAAACAGAGAAGAAGAAAUGGGCAAUUUGUGCGAUAUUUUGACAGGAGAAACACAGGAAAUUUUUCUACCAAAGACAAAAGAUCGGUUGGUUUGUAAUUCAACAAAUGGGUGGUUACUAACAAUAGGCUAUUAUUCACCAUACAAGGUAAAUCUCUGGAAUCCAAUUUCAAGAACUGAAGUCUUGCUUCCAUUAGCAAGUAAAUUCCCUAAAUUCAAUUGCCAAAUAAUUAAACAAACUGAGGGUUUUGUAAAGAGGUGCAUUACAUCAUCAUUAAGCCCUUUAGAUCCAAAUUGCAUUGUUUUGGUCAUUUAUGGGCUGGAUUUAGAAAGGAAAUUAGCCUUCUGUAGACCAGGGGAUGAAGAAUGGAAAUCUUUACAGGAUUUGCAGGAAGAAGUUUCUUUUGAUGAUAUUAUGUUCUUUAAGGGUCAAUUUUAUGCCACUGAUAUUAAAGGCAAAAUUUAUGGUUGCGAUCUUGGACCAAAUCCAAAGACAGUUGUAGCUCUUGAACCUCCAUUUCAUCUUAACCAAAUGGAAAAGUACCUAGUGGAGUCAUUAUCUGGUGAUUUCUUGAUGAUUAAUAGAAAAUGGAAGUGGGUAAUUGAUGAUGAUGAUGGUGGUGGUGGUAGAGAAGAUGGAAUUGGAACAUCAUUUGAUGUGUAUAAAGUUGAUUUGGGUACUAAAGAAUUGAAAAAGAUUGAAACUUUGGGCAAUGAAGCACUGUUUCUUGGUUAUGAUGGUUGCAUAUCAGUAUCAUCAUCGAAAACAGGGAAUAAUAUGAGACCAAAAGGAGCAGAACUUCCAAGAUCUAAUUGCAUAUACUAUAUUCAUGAUUCCUUUGAAGGAUGUUCUGAUAUUUGGUGUGGAUUUAAGCAUGCAAGCAUGUAUGAUUUGGAAAGUAGUGGCAUGAAACGGCUAAGAACUUCUGAAAGUUGGACAUCUCAGUUUCAUUGGUUCAUGCCUGCUGGUCAUCAGAUGUGA